Tremella mesenterica DSM 1558 is the source of this 1938-nucleotide messenger RNA. RefSeq lists its product as uncharacterized. Lineage: Eukaryota; Fungi; Basidiomycota; Tremellomycetes; Tremellales; Tremellaceae. The record is from RefSeq and is a predicted model, not a curated record. The transcript has 7 exons. The coding region runs from base 1 to 1938 and encodes 645 amino acids.
AUGGCCCCUCCUACCCCCACCUCUAACCCUUUCGCCGCCAUGAGGAACUUUGGUGGUAUGGUGUCGUCUGCUCUUUCCUUCGGCGAUAGAUCUCGCCAAGUCUCCUCCCUCGGCCUCGGCACCCUCUCUUUGGGGGAGCCGUCUGGCGAUGUCCCGCCUCCUCGCUCCGCUUCUCCUCCCGUCGGUCCUCCCGCUGGUUCUCCCUCUGCUUCUCCUCCUCCUGGUUCUCGCCCUGCUUCCCCUCCUGCCGCCAGCCCUCGCCGCAGGACGCCCGCCUUUCGUCCUGACUUCGAAGGAAAAGGGGGUGAUUAUAGUGAUGAGGAUGAUAGAAUCGUGUCGGAGGGUGAAACCGAGUUAGAGGAACACUCGGAUGAUGAUAUGGUGGCGGUUAGUGUAGAGGACAACAACGUAGAUAGUCCUGAGCCCGCUCCUGCCCCUCCCCCUGCUCAAAUUGUGGGCCAGAAACGACGCCGUUCGCUCUCCUCUUCUUCUUCUUCCUCUUCUUCUUCUUCCUCUUCUUCUUCCUCUUCCGGGGUUCUCCCCCCCCCCAACGCCAUCGCUGCUGCCGCCGCUGCUGCCGCCGCUGCUGCCGCCGCCGCUCCUGCUGCCGCCGCCGGUCCUGCUCCCGCCGCCGGUCCUGCUCCCGCCGCCCCUGUCGCUGCUCCCCCCCCUUCUCCCAGAGGGGAGCCUUCGCCCAAACGGGUGAAGAGAUCACUGCGGGAAGAAGAGUACUUGUGGGAGAAGAUGAAGUCCGAGCCUGGUCGUUGGAUCGCGGUUGGUGUUGACGAAGCGUGUGAUCGUUGCCGACGUGAGAUUAUCACGUAUAAUCGUCCAAAUUGGCCCUGCCUCAAGGCAGUCAGGCCACACAACAAGGCCCUCCGUUGUGCUUCAUGCACGUCUGGCCCCUGCUCCUUCUGUCCCGUUUCCUCUGCCCGGGACAUCCCGCCCCGUCCCUUCGACGCUUCUCCUCUCCCCCCUCCCCAGACUCCAGCGUCUGUCCCCCGUUCGCGGGUACCGUCUUCGUCUCUCCGGUCGGUUCGCCGUACUUCGCCGGACCUCCGCCCGUCGCCUCCGUCGCCGUCGCCCUUCGCUCCUGUGGCCGGCCCAUCACGUCUCCCGGCUGUUCCUCCUUCGUCUUCUCGCCGUCCUUCGGCCUCUGCUCCUUCGGCCUCCCGUCCUUCGGCGCCACGUCCGUCCUCUCCAGUGGUAGCUUCUCCUCCGGCUCACAGCACCCGAAGUCGGCGUCCUUCUGUUCCUCCGGCCUCUUCGGCGGCCCCUCCCGUCACCCCUCCCUCUGCUUCCCAGAAGACACCGAAGUCUUCUUUAAAGAAAUCAAAAGGGAAAUCUAAAGAGAAGGAGGUUGCCUUCAAUGAUGGUGAUGUGGAAAAUGAAGAUACUCAGCGUGCUGGUCCCUCUGCUCCCCGGUUGUCCCUCGUCCACCCUCGUAUCUCCCUGGACGUCCGUAUUCCUGAGGACGAAAAGGAAUUCGCCACUUAUCGUUCUCUCGUCCUCGGUCUCACUACUCAGCUUGAGGCCGCCCGAAAUGAUACAUCUCUCCUGCUUGACUUCUCUUCUCGUCAAGCUAACGCUUUAAAACAAUCUUACUGCGGCCAAGGACAAGGUCGCCGUAGUAAUUCUCGUGUCCCAGCUUCCGCCCAGACUGCUCUCGACCUCCUCAGUCUUCCCUUCGAGUGUCUACGGACCAUACGUUCUCUGUGGAGGACCCCGAGCAUGCAAGCUGCUCGAGAUGUCCAGGACUUCGGUGACUUCUUUGGGGCUAUGAAUCGGGCAUGGAAUGCUUCUCUCUCUACUGCGUUCCCGUCUGAGACUCUCGACCUACCUUCGGUCAUCGGUAGCCUCCACACCAAUCCCGCGGGACCGAGUAGAUCGAAGGAGAAAGGAAAAGGAAAAGGUAAGGGUAAGAGUAAGGACAAGUGA